Molecule: messenger RNA, 1960 nt
Organism: Meriones unguiculatus (Mongolian gerbil)
Lineage: Eukaryota; Metazoa; Chordata; Mammalia; Rodentia; Muridae
Product: pre-mRNA-splicing factor 38A-like
Exons: 2
Coding region: 294-1232 (312 amino acids)
Cellular component (GO): precatalytic spliceosome
Source: RefSeq, a predicted model, not a curated record
UCCGUAGAGGGGUUAGGCUGUAUCAACCAAUAGGAAGUCUCGUGGGCGGGGCCGGCGCCGCUUAUAAGUCGGUGGCGCGGAGUCCUCAGCUGUUCCCUGUCAGUGGAAGCAGCAACAGUCAGAUUGUCGGCCACGGUUGGCGGCGGCGGGGCGGAGGGCACGGAGAUCGACAUCCUCCACCAAGGGUGGGAAGUUUAUGAACCCCACACACCAAGCUGGAAAGGAAGCCCGGAAAAGAAGUGAAAAACAAAAAACAAAAAAACGUACAGAAGAAUAGUUGAAAGUGCUCUAAAAUGGCGAACCGGACAGUGAAGGAUGCUCACAGCAUCCACGGCACCAACCCUCAGUAUCUGGUGGAAAAGAUCAUCCGGACACGAAUCUACGAGUCCAAGUACUGGAAGGAGGAAUGUUUCGGGCUUACGGCUGAACUUGUAGUCGACAAAGCCAUGGAGUUGAGCUUCGUGGGCGGUGUGUAUGGUGGAAACAUAAAGCCAACUCCUUUUCUGUGUUUAACUUUGAAGAUGCUUCAAAUUCAGCCUGAGAAGGAUAUCAUUGUUGAGUUCAUAAAAAAUGAAGAUUUCAAGUAUGUCCGGAUGUUGGGGGCACUUUACAUGAGGCUGACAGGAACUGCAAUUGAUUGCUACAAGUACUUGGAGCCUUUGUACAAUGAUUACCGAAAAAUCAAGAGCCAGAACCGAAAUGGAGAGUUUGAGCUGAUGCAUGUGGAUGAGUUCAUUGAUGACCUGCUGCACAGUGAGAGAGUCUGUGAUAUCAUUUUGCCACGGCUGCAGAAACGUUAUGUGCUAGAGGAAGCCGAGCAUCUGGAGCCUCGAUUUAGUGCUCUGGAAGAGGACAUGGAUGGCGUGGAGUCUAGUGAAGAGGAGGAAGAGGAAGAUGAGAAGCUGGAACGAGUGCCCUCACCUGACCACCAACGGAGAAGAUACCGAGAUUUGGACAAGCCAAGAUGCUCGCCUGCACUAUGGUACAGGAGGAGCUGGAGUCACUCUCCCAGGAGGCGGAGGAGAUCCCCUAAAAGAAGAAGCCCUUCUCCCCACCGAGAAAGGCACAGGAGCAAGAGUUCCCGGUGCCAUCGAAGCAGGUCCAGAGACAGACGACAUAGAUCUCGCUCUAAGUCCCCAGGUCACCACCGUAGUCACAGACAUAGGAGCCACUCCAAGUCUCCGGAAAGGUCUAAGAAAAGCCACAAGAAGAGCUGGAGAAGAAAUGAGUAAUGGAUUCAUUUUUUACUGUAGUCCAAAUGAUGUGAUGUGAAUAUGAGAGCAUCUGUUUAAGUGGAAUACUCAAGAUUUCCUCUCAGGCAGCUGUGAAUAUUUUGGAUUUUUCAAAAUCAAGUCCUUGUUUGGUUGUAUGUUGUUUUUAUUUUCAUAUUACAGAGGUGCUAUGUUUUGUAUCUCUUUGAAUUAUUAUCAACAUCUUAAAAGGGUGUUUUGACCAAAUGAAGGUCAGGUUUUGACCUAACAACUAUGGCUAUUCAUACUUAAUAAGGGUCAAGAGGACCUGGGAGCUGGCAAGAUUCUUGAAAAGAUGUAGCCACUUGGUGAUCCUUUUCUUGUUUGUAAUUAAACCAGACACAGUUGUCAUUUUCCUCUAAAAAAAAAAAAAAAACAGAAAAAGAACAAAAAACAGUGCAUGAUGGUACAAGCCGCGGAUUUGAGGAUGAAAGAUCACAAGCAGAUUAUCCAAGACAUGGAGAAAUUUGAGGAAAUGGAGAGUAGCCUAGUGCAACAGCCACAGUUGAACGAGAAAGUACUGAAAGACAAGCAUAAGAAGCUUCGGGAAACCUUCGAGCGAAUUCUACGACUUUAUGAAAAAGAAAAUCCAGAUGUGUACAAGGAAUUGAGAAAGCUGGAAGUAGAAUAAGAACAGAAGAGAGCUCAGCUGAGACAGUACUUUGAUGCUAUCCAGAAUGCUCAGCAUGUAGAAGUCGAGAGCAUCCCUU